GUUGCACACCGCACUGUAGUCUUUGCUUGGUACAAUUGGCGCCCUGAUUUCUCCCGACUGACGUAGGGCUCGCUAUAUUUGACCUUUGUAAAAGUCAGAUGGCUGGAGGUAGUAUCACGCUAUUAAUGAUUUUGCUCUGCACCAUGACUCCGCGAACAUUUUUCGCGUACAUUUUUAUCCGUUGUGGUAUUCUCGUUGUUGUUUUAAAUUUACCAGCAUUCUUAUCUAUUGUAACCAUCAAGAAUGCUACAUAAAUCACAUUUCUUUAGCCUACGGACAUCGAUUCGACUGACGGCACUCAUCACAAUUGCGUCUCUCGCCUCAACACAAAUCACAAGUGCUCAAACGACGAGCAGCUGCAACCCAACACAACAAAACGGCUGCCCAGCUGAUCCGGCACUUUCCAAGUCAAUCGAUGUCGACUUUACCUCUGGCGAAUCGGAUCAGUUUACGGCCUCAGGAUUACUGACAUACGGCCCAAACGGGGUAUCAUUUACCGUGGCACAGUCAGGAGAUGCACCCAUGCUCACAUCGAAUUGGUACAUCAUGUUUGGCAAGGUCGAAGUGAAGAUGAAGGCUGCUCCCGGUCAAGGUAUAGUCAGCAGCUGCGUGUUGCAAUCAGACGACCUUGACGAGGUAGAUUGGGAGUGGGUUGGAAAUCAGCAGGACCAAGUACAAUCCAUCUACUUUCGGAAAGGUGAUGCUUCGACAUCUGGCCGUGGUGCGGCCUUCCACAUGGACAAUCCUACAGAAGACUUCCAUACCUACACUAUCGAUUGGACGUCAACAGAGUUGGUGUGGCAGGUGGACGGAAAGACACAGCGUGCUUUGAAAGCUACAGAUGCUGGUGACCAAUACCCUCAAUCGCCUAUGCUGGUCAAGCUCGGUAUCUGGAGUGGUGGUGACUCGUCCAAUGCUCCUGGCACGAUAGCCUGGGCUGGAGGCAACACAGAUUAUUCAGCAGGACCCUAUACAAUGGUAGUUCAGUCUAUCUCGGUCACAGACUACUCCACCGGCAAGUCUUACUCAUACUCAGAUCAGACUGGCAGCUGGACGAGUAUCACAGCGGCUGGAGGGUCCAUUAAUGGUGGCUCGACGAAUGUUGACACUUCAGCACCCGCUAUAACUUCCGUUGUAAGCGGCGCAGUUCCUUUCAAAGGGACUCACCGGACAUGGACAUCUGUGUCGACCCCAGGUAUCGGCAACUGGAAAGCCACAGCAUCCGGCAUGACCAGUACGGUGGCCACCACAUACCCCGGACUGCCCAGCGGCUGGUCAGUAGAUCCGAGCUCUGGCAAAGUCGUUCCUCCAAGCAAAGCCACCACAGUUACGAUACCUUUUCGCAUGGUUCUCCUCUUCAGCUGUAGUCUCUCGGCGGGAUUAGCCAUGGGCUUCCUCUUGUGAAGUCUCUGCCCAGACACCCCGCUUCCUCACGGAACAUCUCGCGAUUCUUCCAAUUCCUAUUUGAUAAUAUUCGUAAUAGAAAGCACCUUUUCGAGAAAAGACAACGGACAGACCCUCCGUCGCUCCACGAAAGCCGUUCGCCCCGCAAAUGAGGAGGGAGGGGAAUGGAGCCAUGUGAGCAGUCCUGGGGAAUAAAAUCACUUCGUCUUAUGGCGUAAACUUGGCUAGAGCCAAACUAUGACUAAAAAUACGUAACAAAGUAUGCAAUUAUGAGCAUCAUGAACGAAAUGAAGUCAGGACACCUAUACAGAUCGGAUAACGAGGGAUUGAUCGCGAGAGAGGGAUAUACGACUACAAACACCAUUCAUUCAAUAUGGCCACGGUUAAGAGCAGGAAAGCGAGCAUCCGUGCUAUCUUUACUCGCUCCCUAUAAUCCGUCUAUAUCCGCGCAUAGGGCGUCCA
Molecule: messenger RNA, 1866 nt
Organism: Aureobasidium subglaciale EXF-2481
Lineage: Eukaryota; Fungi; Ascomycota; Dothideomycetes; Dothideales; Saccotheciaceae
Product: glycoside hydrolase family 16 protein
Exons: 2
Coding region: 244-1404 (386 amino acids)
Biological process (GO): carbohydrate metabolic process; fungal-type cell wall organization
Cellular component (GO): fungal-type cell wall
Molecular function (GO): glycosyltransferase activity; hydrolase activity, hydrolyzing O-glycosyl compounds
Source: RefSeq, a predicted model, not a curated record